CUUCAGCUACUCUGCUUGCGUUCUAAGCUCAAUAAUAAUCUCACAAAUAGAUUCGUUGUACAACACCAGCAACAUUCUCUAUACGAUUCUUCAAAACAUCCGCCCCAUGUCUUCUGUCUGGAAACUCCGGAAACUCCAAGACCAAUCGAGGUUUCUAAUGCAAACCCUGGUUGCACUUCGGGGCGUGGCACAUAAGUAUGACCGUGAUUUUUUGAUGCUGGAGCUACCACUGCGACAUUGUGAGAUGCAAUGCACAUCCAUUGUCCUGGAUGUCUCUGAAUAUAUCAUGCAACCCGAAAAGAAUUCGAUUCGGAGCUGGGAUAACUGGCGAUACGUGAUAUCCCGUUACAGGUUGACGUUCAGAGUGGUUUUAGGAAAAGCAAGGCUUCAAAACUCUUCUGUGAAUAGCACCGUGCUUCAGUUCUAUCAGCGUCUGAUAGAGGAAGCUAAAAUUGAGUUACAGGAAGAAGUGGACAGGCCUACUCUCGCGGUUCAUCAGCUUCAGACAAUACAAAACGCGGUUGCGCAGGAACAAAAGUCCAUAAAACUGUGCCUUAGCCUCUGCAAUCGUGCUUUGGAGUUCAUCGGGUCUGGGGAAUUUCAAGUUGAAGAGGGCCAUCCAACAGUUAUAUCUUCUAUCACGGAGUUACUUCCUGAAGAACGGAGCUAUGAACUAUGGAUGCUAGACCGCUUGAAGGAGACAUCAUGAACAUUAUGGAGCACAUAUGCUGCUCGAGGAUUCUCAUUUCCUCUAAUAACGAGACUUGCCAUUUACAGUAUACCAACGUCAUUGUUUCUCCUUCGAACAACUUUAGAUGGACCAGUCCACCUCGUAUAAGUCAUCUUUGUUUCCCACAGG
Molecule: messenger RNA, 859 nt
Organism: Aspergillus alliaceus
Lineage: Eukaryota; Fungi; Ascomycota; Eurotiomycetes; Eurotiales; Aspergillaceae
Exons: 4
Coding region: 107-709 (200 amino acids)
Source: RefSeq, a predicted model, not a curated record